AUGCUCUGGAAUUUCUGGCUCAUCAAUGUCGGCUCCUUCAUCUCCGUCUUCAUCUUCUCUCUGCUUUCGACCUCAGCUAUCAUCUACCUGGUGGCUUGCAUCUACGCUGCCAAGCAGAUUACUUUCAAGAAGAUGAUGAGUGUCAUGCCCACAGUGUGGAAGAGGUUCAUGGUCCCUUUCCUCUGGAGCUUCGCACUCUUCAUUGUUGUGGCUGUAGGGCUUCAGAUCGGAGUGGUCGCCAUCAUGAGACAAUUUUCAGUUGGCCCUGCACUUAGGAUUGCCGUGGCGGUCAUUCUCUUGAUCUUGUACGUUGUUGGGUUUGUUCAUAUCACCAUGAUUUGCCAAUUGGCGAGUGUGAUCUCGGUUCUUGAAGAUUUGUAUGGAAGGAAGGCGAUGGUGAAGAGCAAGGAACUGAUAAAGGGCACGAUGGGUCUAUGGGUUUGGUGUCUUCUUGGUGUCUUGGUGGACUCCGUGCUGGUUCAGGCACUGUUUGGAUCCCUUGUGUUCUUGGACGUGGUUCCUAUUGAAGUGACUUGA
Eucalyptus grandis is the source of this 537-nucleotide messenger RNA. RefSeq lists its product as uncharacterized. Lineage: Eukaryota; Viridiplantae; Streptophyta; Magnoliopsida; Myrtales; Myrtaceae. The transcript has a single exon. The record is from RefSeq and is a predicted model, not a curated record. The coding region runs from base 1 to 537 and encodes 178 amino acids.